Molecule: messenger RNA, 1342 nt
Organism: Botrytis sinoallii
Lineage: Eukaryota; Fungi; Ascomycota; Leotiomycetes; Helotiales; Sclerotiniaceae
Exons: 5
Coding region: 593-1114 (173 amino acids)
Molecular function (GO): calcium ion binding
Source: RefSeq, a predicted model, not a curated record
UGGCUUCCAUGCAUGAUAGAUAUUCCCCAGCUUUUUGGGAUAUGGAUGGAUGAUGAGAAAUCUCUCAUGUUCCAAAAAUAGAUCUACAUUAUCAUGAAACAGGACCCUUGAUUUUAACUUUCUCUGUGGUGAAGAUAUUGAAGCAACAAAUUUGUCAAUUUUUUAAACUUCUUUUCGGGUGUGAAGUGUGGGAAUGGGACGGAACUGGAGCUCUUAUCAUUGAUCAUCAAUCCCUUUUUACCGAAAGACUCUUUCUACCAAUGGAAGGGAUUAUCAUUUGUGGAGAAUCUUGAGCUGUCACUCAAUUUUGGGAAUUCUACGAGUAGGCUGCGUUGCUUGAUUUGCUUGAUUUGCUCGAUUCGUUGCGAGGCUCCAAAAUAAAGAUCUCGCCUUAUGAAACGAAACGGUUCUAAGAAAAAACAUCUCGAGCCACUUUAUAUCAUCACCCCUCUUAAACGGUCAAACCCCUUCAACCCUUCAACCCCUUCAACCCCUUUUAGUCGUUCAUCUGAAUUCGAUAUUUACUGUUUGCGCCAAAUUAUUCACACCUGCCAAGUAUCCAAAGUAUUGACACCAUACAUACUACACCAGAAUGUCGGAGCUAAAGAAUGCCAAAGGUCUCAGCAAUGAGGAAAUUCAAGCAUAUAGAGAUGCUUUCUCCAUUUUCGUAAGUCAAACUUCUUUUCUGAAUGUUCGCGCAAAUGCUUACUCUGGAAUACAGGAUAAAGACGGUGAUGGAACCAUUUCCACCGCCGAACUCGCAGAAGCAAUGAAGUCUUUGGGACAAAAUCCAUCAGAUGCAGAAAUUCAGGAUAUGAUCAAUGAGGUUGAUGUUGAUCAAUCUGGAACAGUCGAUUUUGAUGAAUUCCUUAAGAUGAUGACUGCCGAAACAAAGGGCGUUGACUUUGAACAAGAAAUGCGCAGCGCUUUCCAAGUAUUCGAUGUUGAUGGAAGCGGCACAAUUUCCCCAGAAGAAAUCUACAAGUUGAUGGCAUCUCUAGGAGAGAAUUUGUCAGAGGACGAGAUUAAGAGUAUGGUGAAGGAGGUUGAUAAGAAUGGUGACGGAAGCAUAGAUUAUGAGGAGUUCGUUUCAUUCAUUCGCGACAACAAAUAAGGAAUCAGCACUAAUUGGGGGAAAUUUAUGAAAUUGGGAGAAAUUUUGGAUCUCAUAUGAAGUUGCAUAAAAUACCAUAGGAAUACACACCAUUUUAUUCUAGCCGUCUUUUUCAAUGGGAAUGAAAGUUUCAUUCAUGCUAUAUACAUGGAUCAAGUGAGCGUCGUCAGUAUCAUCACGAAUGUAGCAUUUGCAUUUGAUUUGAUUUUGAAAUCUUACCUUCUAGCA